Brugia malayi is the source of this 1146-nucleotide messenger RNA. RefSeq lists its product as uncharacterized. Bases 1 to 1146 code for a protein of 381 amino acids. Lineage: Eukaryota; Metazoa; Nematoda; Chromadorea; Rhabditida; Onchocercidae. The transcript has 8 exons. The record is from RefSeq and is a predicted model, not a curated record.
AUGCCUCCUUCUACUAUAUCGGAAAAAGACAAAGUUAACAUUGCAAAAUUACGAGAAGCUGUUAAAGAUGAGCUUACUCCAUACUACGACACCGAAUUCAACUUAUUGCGAUGGCUCCAAGGUCAUAACUACAACUUUGACAUUUUACUACCAAAAUUAAGGAAUCACUUACUCCUUCGAAAGUCAAAAUGGGAUUUGGACAUGAUGGCAAGCAAACCUCGUAAUCAUCCGUUACAUACUUACUGGAAGGCUGGUAUAACUGGCCCAGCAAUAAAAACUCCAAAUGCUAUUGUUAAUAUCGAGCAAACUGGACGAAAUGAUUACUGGGGAAUGAUACAGACAUUCUCAUUAAAUGAAAUUAUGAUGGCCAGAACUCAGGAUCUUGAAUUGUUGCUACGUGAAAUAAUGGAAAUGGAGAAAAAAACUGGCCAACAAGCUUCCAUUAUAUAUGUGAUGGAUUUGACCGAUUUGAAAUAUGACAAACGUUUGUUGACCUUAAUGACUGGUCCGUUGGCCGGUAUAUCAGCAUUUAUGAGUGACCAUUACGUAGAGAUGAUCCACAGAUUUGUGCUCAUCAAUGCACCGCCAUUCAUGGCUUCUAUCUGGACAAUCGUAAAACCGCUGCUACCAGAACGAACUCGGCAGAAAGUUUCUAUAUUUGGCUCAAAUUGGAAAACCGAAAUUCAAAAUGUUGCUGUUCCAGAAGCAUUGCCAGCAUAUUGGAAUGAUGACAAAAUAAAGAUAUUUAAAGCAGAAUUAGAGCUUGCUAAAGCGCUCGAUCCACAAUAUUAUCAUAAAAAAAAAGUUGAUGAAAAGAGUAAAGUGUUAUCAGUUGGUGCUGGAAAAACGGGUACAAUUGAUGUGAAUGUUAAACAGGGUUCUGUUAUAAAAUGGUGCAUUCAUGCUGAUGGACAUUUUGGAUUCACUAUUUUUUACGUCAAAGAUCAGUCCUGUGAGAAUUCCAAUUCACUAAUUAAUGUUUAUCCCUUAUUAAUGAAAAUGCCUGGACCAACUGUGGUACCAAUCAGGGAGGAAAUUAAAUGUAACAAAAGUGGCACAUAUAAAAUUUGGUUUAGUAACGAACAUGCAUGGCUGCACACAUUGAAUAUUCAUUAUGUGAUCAAUAUUGAAUCAGAAAAUAAAUAA